AUGGCUCGCGACAAAGCCACGAGUCAAGACCCUCCUGCCGGCACCGAAACACGCCGCAGCGCUCGCCUUCAGGGUGAAGAUGCUCUAGCAGCCGAAGACAUUCAUCGUGUCACCAAGUCGAAGUCGAAGCGCGUAGCUCCUGAACUUCGUAACUGCUCGGCAUGUCAAGAAAGUCUUCCUUUGGCGGACUUCCCGGAUCAGACCCCUACCAGCAAGUGCAACCACGACAUCAACUACUGCGUUGACUGUCUGGUAGCGUGGGUUCACGCACAGCUCGAGGUGAAGAAGUUCGACCAGCUUGGCUGUCCAGACACCAAGGUGUGCAAGGAGCUCUUAAUUGAGAACGACGUCAAGACCCACGCAGACGCCGCUGACUUCGAGCGCUACUUGGAGCUCAAGCAAAGGGCCGAGAGUGAGCAGAAGCCAGGCUGGCGCUGGUGCAUGAAGCCGGAGUGCAAGUUUGGCCAAGUCCACGAGCCUGACAUCAAUUCACCAUCAGUCAAGCCCAAGGUGACUGCCGGAAUGACGAAGGCGGAUGCUAUUGCCGCUGGCAUCGUCUUCACCUGCGAGGAAUGUGGUGCGGAGGCCUGCACUGCCUGUGAACUUCCCUAUCACGACGGCGACACCCGUGAUGAGUACAAGGCACGCAUCACGACGGAUGAGCAGCUGGUGGAAGAAGAGGCGUCUCGCGGGUGGAUUCAGGCGGAGACGAAGAACUGUCCGUCCUGCGGCACCAGAACCGAGAAGGAUGGAAGAUGCGACCGGGUCAAAUGCACUUUGGUGUUGGCACUGUCUGGCCACGUACGACCAGUCAAUGACGGCACGGGGCACAAUGACGGCACGGGGCACAAUGACGGCUGCCCGUACGCUGAAGAGGGUGCCAUCGACCCUCAUGACGCUGUCCAUGAGGCGAUGAUGCAGCAGGCACAGCAGGAUCAACAGCAGCAGCAGCAGCAGCAGCCCUUUCCUCUGGUCCCGCCGGGAGUCGGUCAGAUAGUGAACGGCUUCUGGGUCCCCGGUCCUCCCCCGCCUCCGCCCGCGCAUGUGCCUGGCUUUAGGGGCUGGAACCCCUUCCCCUUCGCUCCUCCCCAGGGUGCAGGCUUCGUUCAGCUCGGCCAGCACGGCGGUCUUCCUGUGCUUGGUCAGGAUGGAGGUUGGUUCGGUCAGCCGUUCGGGCAGGCUUUCCAGGACUUUCUCGCUUUUGGUGGCGGUCAGCAUGCUGGUGAUGGGGGUGCUGAUGGUGGGGCUGAUGGUGGUGGGCUUGCGGGUGACGGCGGACAGGUUGGAGAGGAAAGCGAUGAGGACGAGGAGGGUGAGGGCAGUGAAGAGGAGAAUGAAGGAGAGGAGGAGGAGAGCGAGGAGGAAGAGGGCAGUGUGUAUGACGCUGACGAUGAAGAGGGUGACGACGACGACGUGGUGGGAGGGGAUGAAGAUGUCGAAGACGAGUGA
Messenger RNA from Saxophila tyrrhenica, 1449 nucleotides. RefSeq lists its product as uncharacterized. NCBI's taxonomy places the organism in Eukaryota, Fungi, Ascomycota, Dothideomycetes, Mycosphaerellales, Extremaceae. Gene Ontology annotation, biological process: ubiquitin-dependent protein catabolic process; positive regulation of proteasomal ubiquitin-dependent protein catabolic process; protein polyubiquitination. The record is from RefSeq and is a predicted model, not a curated record. The transcript is spliced from 2 exons. Gene Ontology annotation, molecular function: ubiquitin conjugating enzyme binding; zinc ion binding; ubiquitin protein ligase activity. The coding region runs from base 1 to 1449 and encodes 482 amino acids. Gene Ontology annotation, cellular component: ubiquitin ligase complex; cytoplasm.